AUGUUGUUCGGAAAUGUCACUAUCAACAAUCAAUCGGAAUUGCUUAUAUUGAAAGAGAAAAUGGCAAAUGUCACUCGAAUCAACGGCGGCCUGUCUGUGAUUAACACUUCCUUUGUGGAUCUGUCAUUUCUGAGCUCAGUGGAAAUAAUUGAAUUGAAUCCUUUGAAAUCAAAGUAUCUUGCAAGUGUUAACAUUCAAAACAAUCGAAACUUGUCUUCACUCGGAUUCAAUGCAAAACGUGAUGGACUUUAUUUAACAAUUCGGAACAAUCCAAAGCUAUGUGUCACACCACAAGAACUGGAUAACCUAUUUUAUGGUAUUUCCCUUGAUUCUGAUUUAGAUAUAGACAUCUGUUACAAUAACAAAACACCGUCAUAUUGGUGUGACGUCUCAAAGUUUGCAGGACUCAAGGACCUGCCAGACGGAUGUUCUGAUAUGACAGGAGAUUUGGUUAUUGAUCAAGACUUCGAUUAUGCAAGUGCUUAUAAGCUAUACGGCUUGAGAAAUAUCUAUGGGAGUUUAACUAUCACCAAUAGCUCCAUUCGUAAAACAAGCAUGUUUCCGAAUCUUCACAACAUUAGAUCUGUGAAGGAUGAUAGAAUACCUCUUCAUGUGUACAAUAACUCUAACCUCUCUGACUUAUUCAAAAUGUCUCAGCUACGAGGAAUGGAGAGUGGGUUGGCUGCUACAAUUGAGGACAACCCAAACCUAGAAACCUGGCAACUAACUUGUGUGGUGAUGAAGACCCGGAAAUCUCCAGUUGUGAAAAAAAAUUUGAAUAAUUGCGGAGAGCAAACCUCAACAGUUGUAAAAAGAUAUGACAAGACACCACUAAAUGUUGAUGUUUAUCACGGUCUCCCUUCAUAUCCAGAUGUUUCGAUAGGUGGUGAUAGCCAUGAAGACCCGGGAAAACUGAAUAAUCCGUGGGACUUGAAUGGCACUGACUCUACCGACGUUGAUUAUGUUGCAACUACAGAAAAUAACAGCUUUGCAUUGAAAACAGUGUACUUGAUUUGUUUGAUCAUUUUUGUUUAUUUAUACCAUGAUUCAUAA
Molecule: messenger RNA, 1053 nt
Organism: Caenorhabditis remanei
Lineage: Eukaryota; Metazoa; Nematoda; Chromadorea; Rhabditida; Rhabditidae
Exons: 4
Coding region: 1-1053 (350 amino acids)
Source: RefSeq, a predicted model, not a curated record